Messenger RNA from Perognathus longimembris pacificus (Pacific pocket mouse), 2324 nucleotides. It is a transcript of the gene Gask1a, whose product is annotated as golgi associated kinase 1A. The coding region runs from base 271 to 1824 and encodes 517 amino acids. The transcript is spliced from 5 exons. The record is from RefSeq and is a predicted model, not a curated record. Gene Ontology annotation, cellular component: Golgi apparatus. NCBI's taxonomy places the organism in Eukaryota, Metazoa, Chordata, Mammalia, Rodentia, Heteromyidae.
UGAUCAGACUGACUUUGUGGCUGCUAGAGACUCACCCAGAUCCUUCCAGAUCUCACCAACCGGGACUUCAGAUCGUGUGCGGGGAUCUCUCCACCUGCAGGGUGUUCCGUGCACCUACGGCACUGGGAGCUGUGGCACCGAGACACCCACCAAACCCUCCUCCCCGCCCCGCACAAACUUCAGCCAAGGACAUAGCCCACGGAUCCUGGGGAAGCUAGAGCACUGGAGGCGACUUGGGGGACCCCACCUUGGAAUGAACCUGCAAGCUGGAUGAGCUGGCGGCAUCCCUGUGGAGACAUGGCGCCAUGGCUCUGGAGAAAACUUCAUGGCAAAAGGCGGAGCGUGGUGGCCAUCUGCUUCCUGACGACUCUGUGUGCAGUGGCAGUCACCCACUUCCCCACUGGCCCUGAUAGUGACUCCGGGAAGCCCCACGAGGAAUCAGGCGCUCCUGGCCCCCUCAUUCCGCGGGCUCUGAGCUCCAGCAGGAGGUUCUGGGGACACCGGACUUUGCCCAGAAAUUCCAUCCUGGUUUGUUCCAAGAAGCCAGGGAGAGUGGACAUGAGCAGAGUGAGGAGAGACAUAGCUUUCCCAAGAGAUCUGAGACACCGUGUCCGCCAUUUUGGGCUCCUCAAGGAGAAUGAGGGCCAAAGAGUCCCAGGACUCAGAGCUCUGGGCCACCCUGACUACAGUGGUCCCCUCCAGGCACUGGGCAUGGGUGGCCUGGUCACUCCCCUUGCAGCCUCCCAGGUUGGACCGGUUGUGGGCACACAGCGGUGGCCUGGUUCUUUGGGGGACCUUCGGGGAUCUGUGUGGUGUGAGGCUGAGAUUCCUGGGAUGUGGACCAGCCCAGCACCUCACAGGGAGCUCCCCCCGUGGCUCAGCCCGCAGGACGCCGAGACCCUCCAGCUGCUGUCCCAAGGGGAGCUGGUGGGCAAAGCCAGAGUCCCCGCCCACGGGCAGGUGCUCCAGGUGGGCUUCUCCCCGCCAGGAGCCUAUCAGGACGCGCCUCCCCCCACGCUCAGCCAAUUGUGUGCCUCGGGGCUCUGCGGCCUGAUCAAAAGGCCCGGGGAUCUGCUGGAGGUCCUGGCCUUCCACGUGGACCGUGUCCUGGGCCUACGGCGGAGCCUGCCUGCCGUGGCCCGGCGUUUCCACAGUCCCCUCCUGCCUUACCGCUACACCGAUGGGGCGGCCAGGCCCGUCAUCUGGUGGGCAUCUGAUGUCCAGCACCUGGGUGACCCGGAUGAGGACCAGAACUCCCUGACACUGGGCUGGCUGCAGUACCAGGCCCUGCUGGCCCCCAGCUGGAACGGGUCAGGCCAGGCCCCAGGCCUGGGUAUUCACCGCACGGAAUGGGCCCGCCUGGCCCUCUUCGACUUCCUGCUGCAGGUUCAUGACCGCCUGGAUCGCUACUGCUGUGGCUUCGAACCUGAGCCUUCAGAGCCCUGUGUAGAAGAGAGACUCCGAGAAAAAUGUCGGAACCCUGCAGAACUACAGCUGGUGCACAUCCUGGUCCGGAGUAGCGAGCCAUCCCAUCUGGUCUACAUUGACAACGCCGGCCGUCUCCAACAGCCAGACGACAAGCUGAACUUCCGGCUGCUGGAGGGCAUCGAUGGGUUUCCUGCCUCUGCGGUGAAGGUUCUGGAAUCAGGCUGUCUACAGACUCUGCUGCUCAAGUCAUUGCGGAUGGACCCUGUGUUCUGGGAGAGCCAAGGUGGGGCCCAGGGGCUGAAGGGGGUCCUGGGGACCCUGGACCGGCGGGGCCAGGUCCUAUUGGCCUACAUCCGGGAGCGCAAGCUCUCACUCUUCAGGGACGAGGAGCCGUGAGGUCACCAUGGGUCAGUGCGGCCCAAUGUGCUGAGGGCCCGACAAGCUCCUCCCACAACGCGUGAGGCCAGACAGGACCCGCCAGGAGCCAGAGGCUGCCACGGGAUGCUUCAUACGCAUGAGGUGAAGGGGCGGGUAGUGGGGGGGAGGGUGAGCUCCCCAUGCUUCCUUCUGCCUUCUUGGUUGGCUCUGGCGAUUUACUCCAUUGCACCAAGAACUAUGUUCAUGAAGGUUCUAUGAACUGUUCCAUUAAGUGGUAUGUUGUAUGGACACGUGUGUAUGUGUGUGUGUAUGUGUAUGUGUAUGUGUGUGUAUAUACUAUGGCUCAGAUCUUCUCUCCCCGGAAGCUGACUUGGGCCUAAGAAAUUCAACACUUAAAGCAUUUGUCUUGAUAAGCUUUGAACCUUCAGUGUAGAGCCAGGCAUGGGAGUGCUCCCCUGUAAUCCCGGCUACUUGGGAGACAGAGAUAGGAUGAUCACAGUUGGGCAAAAAUCACAGCU